Kogia breviceps (pygmy sperm whale) is the source of this 2171-nucleotide messenger RNA. RefSeq names its product ATP binding cassette subfamily G member 4 (gene ABCG4). The record is from RefSeq and is a predicted model, not a curated record. Gene Ontology annotation, molecular function: ATP binding; ABC-type sterol transporter activity; ATP hydrolysis activity. Gene Ontology annotation, biological process: cholesterol efflux; cholesterol homeostasis; transmembrane transport. Gene Ontology annotation, cellular component: membrane. NCBI's taxonomy places the organism in Eukaryota, Metazoa, Chordata, Mammalia, Artiodactyla, Physeteridae.
CGCACAGGCCCGGGGGCGCCUCAAGGCCGGCAGCAGCGUGAUGGCGGAGAAGGCGCUGGAGGCCGUGGGCUGUGGACUAGGACCUGGGGCUGUGGCCAUGGCCGUGGCGCUGGAGGAUGGGGCGGAGCCCCCUAUGCUGACCACACACCUGAAGAAGGUGGAGAACCACAUCACCGAAGCCCAGCGCUUCUCCCACCUACCCAAGCGCUCAGCCGUGGACAUCGAGUUUGUGGAGCUGUCCUAUUCCGUGAGGGAGGGACCCUGCUGGCGCAAACGGGGUUAUAAGACUCUCCUUAAGUGCCUAUCAGGUAAAUUCUGCCGUCGGGAGCUGAUUGGCAUCAUGGGGCCCUCAGGGGCUGGCAAGUCCACGUUCAUGAACAUCUUGGCAGGAUACAGGGAGUCUGGAAUGAAGGGGCAGAUCCUGGUCAACGGGAGGCCAAGGGAACUGAGGACGUUCCGAAAGAUGUCCUGUUACAUCAUGCAGGACGACAUGCUGCUGCCACACCUCACAGUGUUGGAAGCCAUGAUGGUCUCUGCUAACCUGAAGCUAAGUGAGAAGCAGGAGGUGAAGAAGGAGCUGGUGACAGAGAUCCUGACAGCACUGGGCCUGAUGUCCUGCUCCCACACGAGGACAGCUCUGCUCUCCGGAGGGCAGAGGAAGCGCCUGGCCAUCGCCCUGGAGCUGGUCAACAACCCACCUGUCAUGUUCUUUGACGAGCCCACCAGUGGUCUGGACAGCGCUUCCUGUUUCCAAGUGGUGUCCCUCAUGAAGUCCCUGGCCCAGGGGGGCCGUACUAUCAUCUGCACCAUCCACCAGCCCAGUGCCAAGCUCUUUGAGAUGUUUGACAAGCUCUAUAUCCUGAGCCAGGGUCAGUGCAUCUUCAAGGGCGUGGUCACCAACCUGAUCCCCUAUCUGAAGGGGCUCGGCCUGCACUGCCCCACCUACCACAACCCAGCUGACUUCAUCAUCGAGGUGGCCUCUGGCGAGUACGGAGACCUGAAUCCCCUGCUGUUCAGGGCUGUGCAGAAUGGGCUCUGUGCCAUGGCAGAGAAGAAGAGCAGCCCUGAGAAGAAUGAGGUCCCUGCCCCCUGUCCCCCUUGCCCUCCGGAAGUGGAUCCCAUUGAAAGCCACACAUUUGCCACCAGCACCCUCACACAGUUCUGCAUCCUCUUCAAGAGGACCUUCUUGUCCAUCCUCAGGGACACGGUCCUGACCCACCUGCGGUUUGUGUCCCAUGUGGUGAUCGGCGUGCUCAUUGGUCUCCUCUACCUGCACAUCGGUGACGAUGCCAGCAAGGUCUUCAACAACACGGGCUGCCUCUUCUUCUCCAUGCUCUUCCUCAUGUUUGCCGCCCUGAUGCCAACUGUGCUUACCUUCCCCUUAGAGAUGGCCGUCUUCAUGAGGGAGCAUCUCAACUACUGGUACAGCCUCAAAGCGUAUUACCUGGCCAAGACCAUGGCCGAUGUGCCCUUCCAGGUGGUGUGCCCGGUGGUGUACUGCAGCAUUGUGUACUGGAUGACAGGCCAGCCAGCUGAGACCAGCCGCUUCCUUCUCUUCUCAGCCCUGGCCACUGCCACGGCCUUGGUGGCCCAGUCUUUGGGGCUGCUGAUCGGAGCUGCCUCCAACUCCCUACAGGUGGCCACAUUUGUGGGCCCAGUUACCGCCAUCCCUGUCCUCUUGUUCUCCGGUUUCUUUGUCAGCUUCAAAACCAUCCCCACUUACCUGCAAUGGAGCUCCUACCUCUCCUAUGUCAGGUAUGGCUUUGAGGGUGUGAUUCUGACCAUCUACGGCAUGGAGCGAGGAGACCUGACCUGCUUGGAGGAACGCUGCCCUUUCCAGGAACCACAGAGCAUCCUCCGAGCUCUGGAUGUGGAGGAUGCCAAGCUCUACAUGGACUUCCUGGUCUUGGGCAUCUUCUUUCUGGCCCUGCGGCUGCUGGCAUACCUUGUGCUCCGUUACCGGGUCAAGUCAGAGAGAUAGAGCUUUGCCCUGGCCUGCGCCCCAGCCCCUGCAGCAGGAAGCCCCCGGCCCCAGCCCUUUGGGACUGUUUUAACCUUGUAGACUUGGGUCCCGGCUGCCGGUGCAGCCGCCCUCCCCUCUCUCAGCUCCUCCACAGGCUGGUUGUUGGGCUGCGCUCCCAGCUGUGGCCCUGGGGCUGGGGGUGCCAGGC